This is a messenger RNA of Mollisia scopiformis, 776 nucleotides long. RefSeq lists its product as uncharacterized. The record is from RefSeq and is a predicted model, not a curated record. The transcript is spliced from 3 exons. NCBI's taxonomy places the organism in Eukaryota, Fungi, Ascomycota, Leotiomycetes, Helotiales, Mollisiaceae. Bases 65 to 544 code for a protein of 159 amino acids.
AACAACGACAACUACAACGACCCUUUCCACGAAAUCAACGUCGCUGAUUGUCUAGGAGUUGAUCAUGCCUAACAAGUCAAAAGACACCUUAGCCUACGGCUACCGCCAAGUUGGGACUAACGCAGAAUAUGGCGAAUCUACCCCAUUGGUUGCGUCUCCUGAUCACUUUCAAAAGCUCUUGGAAGACAAUUUCGAAAACAACCUCGAAAGCCCAAUCGAAAACAAUCUUCAAGACUUAAUCAAGCAAUCCAAUCACCACGACCUUCCACCAACAUAUCACCAAUCUCAAAGUCACGGCAUGACUCCAACCAUGACUCCAACCACGGCUCCAACCACGGCUCCAACCACGGCCAACGACGAAGAGCGGGGUUCGCCAUUACUGAGUAUUGGGAUGCCAACUGGUAGACUAGAGGUCACCACAAACCGCUGGUGUGCAUACAGCCUCGCAAUCGCAAUAAUCGCGGUAGGAGCCAGCUCUCUUGUGGUCGCGCUCUUCUAUGUCUUGAAGUUCGCCCGAGAACUUUUCCCAUCAUCCCCUUCGUAAUAACACACGACCUUCGCCGCGUUGGGACUGAUCUUGAAGUGAACCCGAGCUUCCGCAAGCACUUCUUGUUAAGAACACACGACCUUCGCCGCGUUGGACUGAUCUUGGGUUGGGGUGGGGGGUUGCAUUCAGCUGGCGUUUGGGAGAGCGUGCAUUGAAAGGUUACUGCGACUGUGUUCUUUCGAGCUUGAGGCGCUGAUACUCACUACAAUAAAAGCAAAGCUUUUCUGAC